AUGGGAAACAAUAAUUCAAGCUCUUCUCCUUAAAACAAAAAUUAAAACCUUCAAUAAAAUUACAUUUAGCCUUAGCUAAAUCAAUAAAAUUACAUUUAGCCAUAGCUAAAUGAAUAAAAUUACCCAGUUUCAGAACCUACAAAGAUUAACAAUGAUGAUGAACCUAUUGACUAAAACUUCAUAAAGUUAGGUGAUGGUAAAAAUAAAUAGAAGUACAAUCUUGAAAAAGGAUUGAGUUUGGAUGUUAAGACUUUGCAUAAACACUUCUAGUUCAGCUCUUCAACUAAUUAAUCUAUUCCUGUUAUGGUUUCAGUUAAAACUCUUGAUAAAACUGAAGAUGCUCCUAAGGGAGAUCAAGAAGCUGUUAAAUAAGAAAGUCUUGAAAAUAGACCUAACCUUGAUCUUAUUUGUGUCAUUGAUAACUCUGGAUCUAUGUCUGGUGAAAAGAUUCAAAAUGUCAAAAAGACUCUUGAAUAUUUGCUUGAGCUUUUGGGAGAUAAUGAUAGACUUUGUUUGAUUUUAUUCAACUCAUAUGCCACUCGUCUUUGUCACUUAAUGAAGACAAACAAUUCAAACAAACCAGCUUUCAAAGAAAUUAUCAACAAAAUCUAUUCAACUGGUGGUACUGACAUUAACAGUGGCAUGGAAUUAGCUUUUAGAGUAUUGAAAGAUCGUAAAUAUCAAAAUCCUGUUAGUUCUGUAUUCCUAUUAUCUGAUGGGUAAGAUGGAAGUGCUGAUUUAAGAGUCAGAUAGAGCUUAGAAAGACAUCUUCCUUAAGAAUGUUUCACUAUUCACUCUUUCGGAUUUGGUUCUGACCAUGACGGUCCUUUGAUGAACAAGAUUUGUAGCUUAAAGGAUGGUAACUUCUACUAUGUAGAAAAAAUUAAUUAAGUUGAUGAAUUCUUCGUUGAUGCUCUUGGUGGACUUUUCUCAGUUGUUGCAUAAGAAAUAGUUAUAGAUGUAGAACUAUUUCUUCAUUCAUAAUAUAAGAAAUUCUUUUAAAAUGCUACUGUCUCUAAAACAUAUGGAGAUAUGUGGAGUGUAAUUAAGAAAGAUACUUCUUAUCGUAUAUAAAUAAACUAGUUAUUGAGUGGAGUCUCAAAAGAUUUUAUUUUUGAAAUUAAUAUCCCUGCUAAUAAAGUAGAUAAGCUUGAAGACUUUGAAAGAAAUGCAGAAAUUGUAAAAGCAACUGUGUCUGCCAUUCCAGUUGAUCCCACAUAUACAACAAAGGUAGUUAAAGAUAAUAAUUUAGUUUUGACACUAUUUACUUAGAACGAAAAAGUUGCUGAGGACUCUGAAAUUAAUGAUAGUGUUGAGUUAAAUUACUUACGUGUUAAAGCCUCUGAAGCUAUGGACUAAGCCAUGAAAGAAGCUGAAUAACAAAAAUAUGAAUCUGGUUAAUAAAUUCUUCAAUCUAUGAUUGAACGUUUUGAUAAGUCACAUCCUAAAAAUAAAGAAAAGCUUUAAAUCAUCAAAAAGGAUUUGGAAGAAUGUCAAUAAAAUGCUAAACCUAGAGUAUAUGAAAACGAAGGUAAAUUCAGAAUGCUUAAAAACAUGAAUGCAAAUCUAAAAUAAUAAUCAAGAGCAGUUGAAUAAUGUGACAUGUAUUAAAAUUGUGCAUAAAAAGAAAUGGUUUCUAAAGCAAAAGCUAAAAAGGGAUCAUUCUGGUGA
Molecule: messenger RNA, 1671 nt
Organism: Tetrahymena thermophila SB210
Lineage: Eukaryota; Ciliophora; Oligohymenophorea; Hymenostomatida; Tetrahymenidae
Product: von willebrand factor type A (vWA) domain was originally protein
Exons: 1
Source: RefSeq, a predicted model, not a curated record